UGAACUGCAUGACAAAAUCAAAUGAGUUAGUAUCCCUGGAGAAAAUUGCCAAAGGACUUGCGCCAUCCCUUUGUGGUAUGAACUGCCUCUAAUUAGCUGAGAAGGAAAUACUGUAAGCCUGAGAUCUUUGGCAGGUCAUUUAAGGAAGUGCUGGUAUGCAUUUAAGUGUCUCAUGCAUCUAGUCACUGAUACUCUGUUAGUUUUAAUGAGCACAUAUACAUCUAUCAAAAUGGACCUAGACCUUGAAAACUUAAGCUAGGCACUUAAGAAAGCAUGUCUUGCCCACUAUGCUGCUUCUAAAUGAUUUUUUAUCAUUGGUAGAUGAUAUAAGUGAGCCUGACACCAGACAGGGGUUAGGUACAGUUUCAGACAACUGCAGGAUCUUUUUUCACAUCAUUAAUAAUAGAAGGGGCAUGCAGCAGUCAGGAAGCAGGAGACCAGGCUGUUUUUAUUAUUGCUGAACAAGAGGGGAACAUGGACUUCUCUGUUUUGCCAAACAACAACCACCCUGACAAAUUCCUUCAACUAGAAGUGAAGUCUUUAAUGAAAAACUCUGCCUUUCUACAAGCCAGCCUAGCAAAAUUUCCAGAAGCAGCUUUUCCAGGAGCACAACAAUGGCACAACAAAGUCUAUUUACAGAGUGAAAAAAGAAAUGUCUUUGAGCAUCCUGGCUUAGAAGAGAGUGGGGUUACCCCAGCAAUGAUUGACAAAGCUCUUGGUAAACACAUAACAACUGUCACCCUGAAAUCCACCAUCAAGCGCAAUCCCUUGUUCACUGACACCCUAACUGAUGAUGAAAGAGAAAAGAGGAAAAAAAUCCCUUCCUGGACUGUUCAAGACUAUGACAAGCAUUCACUGCAUUCUAACUUGGCUAACUACUUGAAGGAAAACCCUAAUGAUCUACAGUUUUGGAUGGGAGAUAUUUAUACUCCUGGGUAUGACACCUUGCUGAAAAAGAAAGAGAGAGAAAAGAAACAUUCCAAAUGCUGCCUAAUCAUCCUGCUUGUGGUAUUCACUGUCUGCGUCUUGAUCUCAAUAGUUACCAUUAGCAUAUUAUUUACCUGACACAA
Messenger RNA from Pelodiscus sinensis (Chinese soft-shelled turtle), 1070 nucleotides. RefSeq names its product membrane integral NOTCH2 associated receptor 2 (gene MINAR2). The record is from RefSeq and is a predicted model, not a curated record. Lineage: Eukaryota; Metazoa; Chordata; Testudines; Trionychidae.